Molecule: messenger RNA, 989 nt
Organism: Betta splendens (Siamese fighting fish)
Lineage: Eukaryota; Metazoa; Chordata; Actinopteri; Anabantiformes; Osphronemidae
Product: Rieske domain-containing protein
Exons: 4
Coding region: 285-812 (175 amino acids)
Molecular function (GO): 2 iron, 2 sulfur cluster binding
Source: RefSeq, a predicted model, not a curated record
UCAUGGAAUCUUAGUUAUCUCUCCGUGUUUCACUGGGGACAACUUUAGGCGUAACACACAAUAUGCGCUUGUUCCGCAAAGAGCAGGUUAAUAAACUUGUUUUAAUGCGGAGUUCAAUAUUUGUAUUAUAUUUGAAUAAAUUUAUAAAUUAAUAUAACGGAUUGGUUUGAGUAAAUUGUACGUAAAGGGAAAAAUUAAGCCAAACUAACAAGCAACCGGCUGCCAGAGUCAUCCCAGAGUAGUCAGAGGUUUGACCAGCCGUUUAAAGGACACUGCUGUACUUCAUGAUCAACAUGUCCUCUGAAGAGGACACCCCCUCAUCCUGCUCUUUUUCCUCCUCUUCACCUCCUCCUGCCUCUCAUUUUAUUGGGAAAAAGGAAGACAUCAUCAAGGCUGGUCGCGUGACCAAGCUGGUGAAUGGGUGCAGAGAUGUGCUGGUCCUGUACCACCAAGGAAAGCUUCAUGCAAUGGAUAUGCACUGCUACCAUUCAGGAGGGGCACUGCAGCAUGGAGACAUUGAGGAGUUUAAUGGGCGCAUGUGCAUUGUGUGUCCAUGGCACAAGUACAAGAUCACACUAGCAGAGGGAGAAGGACUUUAUCAAGCUGUGGAAAAUCCUACAGCCAAACCCCUGAGGACUCACUGGCGCUCCAAGGGUGUCAAACAGAGGAUUCAUGAGGUCACUGAGGUCAACGGGGAUGUUUAUAUAACACUGAACAACUCAAGUGAGACCAUCGAGUCAGAUGUCUAUCAAACUGAGAGAUACAGGACUGUCUUACUUAAAGCCCAGUCAAAUUCCAAGCCCAGGAAAUAACUGGAUCUAAGACCAAAAAGUAUUAAAUAUGUUGUUUUAAGGAUGCUUUGGUUCUAGCACCUCUGUGAUGUUUAACAGGACAAACAGGUUACAUAAUUAAUGGAUGGAUUUAUCUACAUAAUAAGUGAUAAUCUGAUAUUUUAAAGAAAAUGUACAUAUUAAACAUUUUUUAUUGAA